Anopheles maculipalpis is the source of this 7006-nucleotide messenger RNA. RefSeq names its product rootletin (gene Root). Bases 100 to 6975 code for a protein of 2291 amino acids. NCBI's taxonomy places the organism in Eukaryota, Metazoa, Arthropoda, Insecta, Diptera, Culicidae. The transcript has 11 exons. The record is from RefSeq and is a predicted model, not a curated record.
GCAACAACGCACAGGCUGUCAACAAAUGCCCUCCCGACGGCGGGCGUCGGAACGCGUUGCCUGGAACUGUUCGAGCAGGCCGUAGCACUGGAACGGCGCAUGUCAGGAAGCGGUGGCGACGUGAAGGUGUCGCUGGUUGAAAUCGGCGAUCUAUGCUUCGCUACCAAGGUAAACGAUAAACAAAUUAUCUUCUGCACCAAGCGACGGCAACGGCCGGGUGCUCGGGGAGGCAUCCGCCAGGAUGUUAGAAAAGGAUCCGAAUCGACCGCGGGUGGCUCAGUUCCUCGUCAGUUGUCAGCCGGAGCGGACCGGCAGCCUCGAGCAGCAGAAGCGUGUAGCGCUGUGGUAGCGGUUGGUGUGGACAGUAGUGGUGAGCUGGUGGAUAGUUUGUACCUAGCGGCGGACGGGCAACGUUGGCUACGGGUGCCCGAUUCGGUACCGGAAGAUACGGUGCCUAGUGUGAACGGUAGUGCAACGGCUGCCCACUGGAGUAGGACCGGUUCGGCCGGUAUUCUCGAUCGAAACGAUCCGGAUACUUCGGUGAAGCUCAUUUUCGGCGAAAGCAGUGCUCAAAAACGUACCGUAGCGAACCAGCAGUUUGGGAAAUUUUGUGUCAAGUGUCGUGUGUAUCUGUUGGAGCAUUUUGCAAAGUUUCGCACCAACGUCGGCGUGAUGUCGCGCCUGAAUGGUAAGGAUUGUGCACCGAGCUUAGGAUUACGCCACUCGGAGGGUGGUGGAGGUGGUGGGGCAGGUUCAAGCAGCAUUACCGAUCGCUCCAAGAAACCCUUCUCGAGACCGUUCAACAAAAACCGACUGCAGCACGAAACGUCCGGAACUGUUGGAGGUGUUGGUAGCGGUCCACCAGCCGCAAGGAUGCCCUCGAGUGCUGGCAGCAGCAGCUCACCACCGAGUGCGGCCGAUACGAACGCCCUGAUCCGUCAGAACAAUGAGCUACGCCAUCGGCUCCAGGAGGAAGCGAACAACUAUCGGCGCCGGCUUGAGACGUACAAGCAGGCGCAAAACAAUCAGGCUGCCUUGGUUAGCCGGCUGCAAGCUAAGGUCCUGCAGUACAAACAACGAUGCACGGAUCUGGAACAGUUGCCCCCCAUGGCUGGAAACUGCGGCGCUAGCGGUGGUGGUGGCGGCGGCGGCGGCAGUGGACGUUACGGAGGAGGAUCGGGAAGUCGUGAACCAUCGCCCGGAUCACGGCACCCGCAUCAUCCACAUCAUGGACCACCGUCGCCACCACCGGCCGGUGGUGCUAGCUGUUCCGAUGGAGCAGGACCACUAAGCUUGCCAUGUCCGGUGGCGCGCGAACGCGCACGAUCAAGAUCACGGUCACAGUCGCCGUGCCGGAAGUAUUCCGAAGGAUCACACGACGAAAUCCGCCAUCAGCUUGACGAGGAACGACGACGUUGCGAAAAGUUGCUGGUCGAGAACUCCUGCCUGCGACAGCAGUUGGAAGAGUCUCAUCGCACCAACGACGCAUUGACAAACGAUCUCCAGAAGCUUACCAGCGAUUGGGAAAGCUUGCGCGAUGAACUGUUGAGCAAGGAAGACGAAUGGAAGGAAGAGGAACAGGCCUUCAACGAUUACUAUAACAACGAACACACCCGCUUGCUGAAAAUGUGGCGCGAAGUGGUUCAGGUGCGUCGCAUGUUCAACGAGAUGGCAUCCACCACCAAGAUGGAGCUUGGCCGUAUGCAUCUCGAGCUAUCCGGCACGGUGCGUGAAGUGUCUGGUGCGUGCAGCGGAGUUUCAGUGAAUCUGAAACAAUCAUCCAAAUUUGAGGAGGCACAACAGAUGCACAUUGAGCGGGAAAACAUAGAACUUAAAUCACAACUGUCCGAGCUUCGGCUGCAGUAUGAAGCGGCCAAACAAGAGAUAGGCCAGCGCGACCAGAGACUGCAACAGAUGGCACAGGACCUGAAGCUGCUCGAUGAUCGCUACACGCAAGCGGACAGUCAAGCUGCCCAGGCUCACCGUAUGAAUGAUGAGGUGGAACGACUACAGGCUGCCCUACGCGACAUAGCCCAUGCCGUUGUGCAGGACGCCGAAACGAGUGCUACAGCCGACUUGAGCUGUAGCGGUAUUGGCGGCGAAGGUCAGCACCAUUUGCACCUAUCGCAGCCGAUAGUCUCACCAGGCGUUUCGCCACGAUCGCCCAAACGUUCGUCCGGUGGCGCUGGCAGUGGUGGCCUGCGGGCCUCGCAAGCAUUCGCCGAGGGGACGAUUUCCGCUGUACAGGCCGCAUUGCACAAGUACCAACUAGCCAUACACGAUCUGCAGGUUAAGCUGCAGACGAAUAACGAAGCACUGAAGGCAUCGCGGAAGCAGUACGAUGGGUGCGAGCAUGCACGCGAAAUGCUGUCCGGCAAGGUGACGGAGCUGACCGAAAAGCUCGACUCGGCCAACCAUCAGCUCUCGGAACUGUACAAGGAACGGGACAGUCUGCAGAAGACGCUGGAUGGAUUGCGCACGGAUAAGCACACAGUUGAACGUGGCAAGGCGGAACUGAACUCCAUCGUCGAUAGUUUAAACACCGAUUAUGAGAAGCUACAGAACGUCAAUAGCAAACUACAGAAGAUGUAUGAUGCGCUGGAGGAGGAGAAAAAGAUGAUCGAGCUGGAGUUGCAGCGUGUACAUAAAGAUAAGGACAUUCAGGAGAUGAAUUUAAGAGCGGAAGAGGAACGAUGCAGUCGACUGCGUGAAGAAACCAUCACGCUUCGCGAGGAGCUAAACAAGCUCUAUCUUUCACGCGACCUGCUCGAACAGCAACGCAUCGAAUCGGACGGAUUGUUGAACAUGCUCGAAAAACAGAAACUCGAGCUGGAGUUCGAGCUAGACCGCGUGACGGGUGAACGCAACGAAUUGCACGCCUCACUGGAAAAGCGUACCAACUCAAACGAUCACCAGGAGCAAGAAAUUCGCCAGCUUAAAACAACCGUUGCCCAGCUGGAUGAGGAGCGGGGCAAAUUGCGCGCCCAGUCCUGCGACCAGAGUGCAGAUUUGGCGUCCUUGAAAAAGGAACUGAUCAGCGCCGAACAGGCCCGACUCGAUCUCGAUUCGGAAAAGCUGGCCAUCAGCGAACGGUUGAAGUGUCUCGAGAUGGAAAAGGACAAAAUUGAGGCAGAGCUUAGCUGUGUGGUUCGCGAACGCAACGAUCUCAGCAAUCAGCUGGCCACUAUUGCACGCAAAAAAGAAACCAUCGGCGAAGAGGUAAUGCGCUUACGGCAGCGGCUAGAGCAAUCGAAUGAGAUGAACGGACGGCUGAAUCGCUCGCUGGAGGAGUUGGUAAAGGAGAGUGAAGAAAAGACGGUUACGAUUGAAGGACACGAGAAGGAACUGCAAAGAUUACAGGAGCAACUUGCCUCGCUGCGCAGUGAAAAAGAAUCUCUAGAAGCCGUUCUGUUCGACACCAAUACCUCGCUCGAAGAAGCCGAAGCCAAAAAGGAUGCUCUCGAGCGCGAAAAUCAGGACCUACUCAUCAAACAAGAGUCCCACAAGGCACUUAUCGCUCGACUCAACAAGGACCUCGAGAACGCGGAACGACGCGCACAGGACAUCAAGAUCCAGCUAACCAAUGCUGCCGCCAAUCAGGAAGCCGAGUUCCUGCAAAAACUUUCCAAUCUGCGCACCUUUAGCGAAGAAAACAUCAAGAAGCUGAACGAUGAAAAGGAGCAGAUUCGACAAACGCUAGAAAAGCGUAUGCAACAAUCACUACAAGCACUGGAAAGUGCUAAAGAUGCCGAAAUAAGGCAACUACGAGAGCAGUACGAAACGCUGCAAAUGCAUCUGGACGCAUUGAACCAACAGCACGAGGAAGUGAUUCUGCGGGCCGAGAACGAGAAGCAGCAGGCACUGCUGAUUGCACACCGCGACAAACAGGCAGUGAUCGAAAAGCUGGAAGUUACGGCACGUGAGCUGAAAAAUGAACUGGAAAACGGUGACCGGUUGAAGCGGGAAAUGGCCGCUCGGCAGGAGAAGGACCGUACCACGAUCGGGUGUCUACGGGACGAAAUAACUAAAAUGCGUACGAAGGCGGAAGAGGCGCGCAUCCGGGCGGAAGAGGAAAUGAAUCGACUGGAGAUGGCUGCGGGAUCGUUGCGCGAAGAGAAGGAAACACUGAUCAAGGAUUCGGAAGAGCUAAAGGUACAGCUGCGCCUUUCCGAGGACCGUAGUGAUGCGCUCAAUCAUCAGCUUCAAGAUACACAGCGUAAAUUAAAGGAAGCGGAAAAUAACACGGAUGCCACGAGAAAGGACUUGACAGACACGAGACGAUCACUAGCAGAUAGUAACAUCGAAAGAGACAAGUAUGCAAACAGCAACAAAGAAUUAAGGGACCACGUGAAGCGGGUUGAGGAACAACGUCGUCAGCAGGCACGCACUAUCGAAGAUGCAAUUGCCAAAAUUACUUCACUGGAAGAAACUCGCAAUGGUCUGGAGCAGGACAAGGUGCGCCUACAGACAAUCCUUAAGGAAACGGAAACCAAUGUCUCCAAACUAAACCAAGAGCUUACGAAUGCUCAAUCGGACAUACAAAAGUUCCAAACCGACACAAGCCAAAAGGAUGCGUCGGAAAAAGAACUGCAAGCCCGAUUGGCGAACGAAGGCGAGGAGAAGGAGCGUGUGCUAGCCGAGCUGCACCAGAUCAAGAAGCAGAUGGCCGACCUAGAGGGUACACUGUGCGCCACUCGUCAGGAACUUGGCCGAGCACGUUGUAAAGCGAACCAGGACGAACACCGGUUCCACCAGCGCGAGCAAGAGCUUUGUACUCGCAACGAAGAGGGUCGCGGUCGUGAGAAGCGUCUCGAAGAUCAAAAACACAAUCUGGAAGUGUGUCUGGCCGAUGCGACACAGCAAAUCCAAGAGCUCAAGGCACGCCUUGGAGGUGCCGAAGGGCGUGUCCGUGCGCUCGACGAGCAGCUGGUACAGCUGGAGUGUCAAAAGAAGGAGGUUGAGAACAAGCUCAGCUCGAUCGGACAUACGUUGCGCCGAAUCGCGGGUAUCCAGAUGGAUGGUUCGGUCAGUUUGCCGUACCGUUUAAUGAGUCCUUCGCGUCGUUACAGUCCAGCGCGUGGUACCGGUACCGGUGGUCGUUCGGAAAGUGGUGACUAUCCGCCGGGCCACGGCCAUCAUCACGGUGGUCAUCACCAUCACCAUCAUCACCAUGGACACGAGACGCGCAGUCUUUCCGGCGAGAAUGUGCUGAUCGAUGUCGACCCGGAGAUGGUACGUAAGGGCGUGCGUUCUUUGAUGCAGCAAAUCGCACACAUCGAACGCGAGCGGGAUGAUUUCAAGGUGCAACUGUGCACGGCACGCAAGCAGCUGCAGGAAGGCAGCGAUGCACAGCUUCGUCUCGAGACAAAGAUCAACAAACUGCAGCAACACGUGCGAGCAGUGCAUGAAGACAAGACCAAUCUGGAAGCACGGUUAGCGCAGAAGACCAGCGCUCUACAAUCGACCGAGGAAACACUUCGCCAGAAGUCAGACGAACUGACAGCUUUGCGCGAGAAAGCGGCUCAGCUAGAACAGUCGCUGACCAGCACAACCGAGGAGCGAACACAUCUCGAGGAACGAUUGGACAAAUGUCGGCAGGCUGGUGCUCGGCUUGAAUCUGACAAGCGCCAUUUGCAGGACGAGCUAGCACGUACGGAAGCACGUGCCACUAAGCUAGACCUGCAGCGUGUCGCUCUCGAGGGUGACAUACAGCGGCUUCAAAUGGCUAUGCAGGAGAAGGAUUGUACGUUGCGUAAUCAGCAGGAAAGGCUUGAAAAUCAGCAACGUUCACUGACACAACUAGAGGAUCGUUGUGUGGCCCUGAAGAGCACCGUCGACCAGCUGAAGGAGCGUCUACAAGCAGCGGCCAUAACCGAAACGGAACUGCGCGGUGAAAUAAGCGGCUUACAGCGCCACAAUGCCGACCAAAGCCACACAUUCGCGCUUGGCCAGGACAAGCUUAAGCAGCUGCAGAAAACUCUCACCGGCAGCGAGAACGAGCGACGUGUACUGGCCGAACGGUUGGAUGCGGCCCAACACACAAUCAACGAGCUGCGGCGCAAUCAGCAAGCUGCACAGGACGGUACCACCCGCCUCCAGGAGCAGCUGGCCGAAUGUGAGGUCCAGAAAUCGACGCUCGAGAGUCAACUGCGGCUAGCCAAAUGGAAUCAGGAGACAAGCGAACAGCUAGCAGCUACAGGCGGCAAUAUCGGUGGUGGUGGAAAUACUUCCGGUGAUCAGGAACUUGCCCGCCAGCUGAUCAGUUCGCAGCGUGAACGUAACGAGCUCCGCAACCAGGUGGAAGCACUGAACGAAAAGAUCCGCACAUUGGAGCGUGACAAACGUCCGACCGGAGGAAAGUACGAUCGAUCCGAGAAGAAAUCUCUAGGCGGUGAUUACGAUUCAAAUCGAAUCGAAUCGACGGCUGCCUACAGCUGUGGACUGGAUCAUGCCCAGAUCGAACAGGAAGGUCGCGAGCUGCGCAUGAAGGUACGGCGCUUAGAAACGCUGCUGGCAGAGAAAGAGGCAGAAUUGGCACGGUCACGGGCAAAGUUGUUGGAAUCGCCAAGCAAGGCCAGCAGUCUCGGUGGUGGUGGUAGUGCAGGGGUUGACGUGGAACGUUACCGAAGCGCACAGGUACAGGCGGAACGGUUACUAGACGCACGGGAACAAUCACACCGCCAGCAAGUCACUCGCCUGGAGAACCAAAUCGCGAUGCUAAGGGAACAGCUGGCACAGGAGGCAAAACGGCGCCAGCAGUACAUAUUACGCAGUUCACGUGCCGGCAGGGAGAUGCAACAGCUGCGACAGACCAUUGGGGAAUCUCUGAGAAACGUGGCCCAGGAUCCGCUCGAUACGGGUUUGCUCGAAAGUGAAGCACGUCGAUUGGACAGUGCCGUAUCGAUGAGCUUGCCACCGACGACUGGCCGUGGUAGAGGAGACUAUGACCGCAGUCUCAGCCCCACAUUUCGUUAACAAACCUGAUGAGAUAUACCUUUCAGUACAU